Molecule: messenger RNA, 4187 nt
Organism: Erinaceus europaeus (western European hedgehog)
Lineage: Eukaryota; Metazoa; Chordata; Mammalia; Eulipotyphla; Erinaceidae
Gene: N4BP2L2
Product: NEDD4 binding protein 2 like 2
Exons: 6
Coding region: 308-2017 (569 amino acids)
Biological process (GO): negative regulation of transcription by RNA polymerase II
Cellular component (GO): nucleus
Molecular function (GO): transcription corepressor activity
Source: RefSeq, a predicted model, not a curated record
CGCAAUGGAUUCUGGGAGAUGUAGUCUCCGUACGUGAGCUUUAUAGGCUGGUUAAGCACACAGGACUCCAUUUCCCACAAUGCGCAGCUAGCUUCCGUAAUCUCUGUCUGGGUAAACGAAAGGUGGCCGCCAUCUUGCGUACGGAGUUGCGGCUACUUGUGGUCCUCCGGGUUGGACUUUUCGUUUCCCCCAGCAAACAACUUUAGGACUGUGUCUCCUCGCUUCCUUUAUUUUCUCAGAAGGUUUCUUGUCUUUCUGAAGAAGGUUUUAUUGAGAGGCAGAGGUCAAUGCAGAAUUGUAGAGUAAGAUGCCGUAUGGUGAAAUUGAAGCUAAAUCCGUGGGACGUGGAAAAGAACUAACAGGUGAACAGUGUUAUAAAAAAUUGAAGUCAAGUCAAGAGGAUUCUGUUUUACCCCAUCAUAGUUGUAAAGAUUUCCACAGAUUCCAGGAGAAAUCUGAAAAUGGCUCAGUCCCCGUUAGCAUCCACAAUGUCAAAAGACAGAGUUAUCCUCAAGAAGAUAAAACCAAAACAACAGGCUUGCCCAGAUCUACCCCUUUCAAAAUGCCUGACAAAAGACCAGGUACUACCAGGUCACAAGAUUCACAAGAGGCAAGUCUUCCAUUGGUGUCCACAGACGAUGAGAUAUAUAGUACAAGCAAAGCAUUUAUAGGACCCAUUUACAAACCUCCCGAGAAAAAGAAAUGUAAUGAAAAGAGAAAUCAAGCAGACACUAUCAGUGGGACAGAUGGCAAUGGAAGACGAGAACAAAAGCAGAAGUUUAAAAAAGCAGUGAUUGAUAGUGAAUUAUUCCAGUUUUACAAAGAAAUUGAGGAGCUUGAAAAUGAAAAAGGUGAUUCCGAAGAAAAUUGUAAGGAUGCUGAACCCUCUCAGGAUCAACUUAUUCCAUGUUAUCAAGACAAUAAUAAUGAUCUGUUAAAAUCUGAAGAAAAAAGAGAUCUUAGUAAUUCUCUUCAGCCACACUGUGGUUAUCAACAGUAUGUGGGUAAUGAGCCAUGCAAAUAUCCUUGUAAUGGACAAGCAAUACCUACAUUUUGUGAUGCUUCAUUAGCUUUCAGACCUGAGUGGCCACCAGUACCUUCUUUUAUUGUACCCCACGGCCCUCCACUUUCCAAUUUUAACCAUCAUUUAAAUAUUCAAAGAUUCAGUGCUCCACCACAUGCACCACCAAAUAUUUUCCAUGCUCAAGAUAACUGUCAGAUGCAAAAUGGAUAUUAUGUAAAUAACUGUCAUGUUAGCACCAAUUGUUUGACUUUUGAUCAGAACAAACAAUAUAUAGACUGUAGGGAAAAUCCCAGUAGUAGAAAUGACUACAGCUUGCAGGAUGGGUAUGUGAGUAGUUUCUGUGAAACUAGUGAAGGAUGCUGGAAAGACCCUUAUGUGGACAAAUAUAGUCCGGACAGAUGUAUGACUCAACAGUUUCAAGAGGAAAAGUUAAAUAAACUGCAGAAGCUACUUAUUCUUUUAAGAGGCUUACCUGGUUCUGGGAAAACAACGUUAUCUCGGAUUCUGCUUGGUCAGAGUCGUGAUGGCAUUGUGUUCAGCACUGAUGAUUAUUUUCGCCAUCAAGAUGGGUACAGGUAUAACGUUGAUCAACUUGGUGAUGCCCAUGACUGGAACCAGAACAGAGCAAAACAAGCCAUCAAUCAGGGGAGGUCUCCAGUUAUUAUAGACAACACUAAUACACAAGCUUGGGAGAUGAAACCAUAUGUGGAAAUGGCCAUAGGAAAAGGAUACAGAGUAGAGUUUCAUGAGCCUGAAACUUGGUGGAAAUUUGUUCCUGAGGAAUUAGAAAAGAGGAAUAAACACGGUGUGUCACGAAAGAAGAUUGCUCAGAUGUUGGAUCGUUAUGAAUAUCAAAUGUCCAUCUCUAUUGUAAUGAAUUCUGUGGAACCACCACACAAAAGCACACAAAGGCCUCUUCCUUCACAAGGGAGAGAGAGGUGGGAAGACUCUCUAGGGUCACAUAAUCAAGUGUGUGUUACACAGAAUUAUUAAGUUGUCUAUUUUCAGCAAACAUUGUGUUACUUGUCCUUCAGAAAAGAGAUGAGUGGGCCUGUCGUGAAGUUUAAAUAGUUUCAAGUAAAAAGACUAGUUGCUUCACAAAGAAUGUUCCCAGAGAGUUGUUUAAAUUCUAAACUGUAAAUAAAAAUUAUAUGAAAUUGUAUUUUAAAUAUUUUUAUAAUCUUUUGUUGGAAUACCUUUGGUUAUUAUGAAAAUACCCAAGUAAAGUGAGUAGAAGCUAAAAUGUUUUUUAUAAUUGUAUUUUAUACUAAUUUUAUCUAUUUUGUAGUUAACAUUGAACAAUUUUUAUAGUUCAUGCCUAAAUCUAAUUUUUAAUAGCACUUGAGUAUUUUUCCUUGACUACCUUAAAUAUACAAGAAAUACUGAUUUGUUACAAGCACCUUAUGUAAUUCUCUUUAUUUAUUAUACAGGUAAAAUUAUGUUUCAGCAAUUUCAGUUGUGUGACAAAAAUAUUUCUAAGCUGUACUUAGCAUAACACUUAGUUAUACCAAAAUUCACCAGUAGGUAUGUCAACCACCUGGGGGAACUUUCAUCAUAAUAUGCAUAUAUGCAUAAUAUAUAUAUUCAUCAUAUGCAAUGUUUACAUAUUAAUCACCCUUCUCAAGCUUCACUAUAACCCUUUUUCCCCUCAAUUUUGAAAUGAAUGAAUGAAUAAAUAAAUACAGUGAAUACAGAAUAAUCAGGAAGGUCUUCUCAGGCUGUUCUGAUAAUGUCUCACUUAAGAAAGUUUAAUUUUAAUAUAAAAGAUAUUUUGAGUAGUCACUCUGCAUGAAUCUUAAGAUGUGCCCUGUAGGAUAUUUAUCAUGUUUUUAAUUUUACAUAGAACCAACUCAAGAGAUUUCCUUAUUAGACUGUGGUCCUUUUCCUACAAUUUUAACACUGAGAUUCAUUUCAGAGGUCUUUAAUUUAUCCUGGGCUUUGCUUUGCCUUGCUUUUUUACCAGGAGUGGAGGGGAGUGGGAGCCUAGCAAAUGAUGUUGUUUAAUAGAAUCAUUAUGCUCAAGGUUUUGCAAUGGUAACAUUUCAAAACCAGUAAGCUUUUUUCCUAGAACAGUUCAGCCUAAAUCCCGUAAUCUGUCUUUAUAUGUUUAAAAAUGUUCUGUUCUUGGGUGGGGGAGGCAGCACAAUGGUUAUGCAAAAGGACUCAUGUCUGAGGCUCUGAGAUCCUAGGUUCAGUCUCCUACUUCACCAUAAAGCAGAGCUAAGAAUGCUUUGGUAUUUAAUAAUAAUAAUACAAAAUUACAUUAAAUAUUUUCUUCUUAACUUCACUUUAAAUAUUCUCAUUGUUUUAAUACUUUUUGAGUAAUACCAAGCUCCAAAAACGAAAUACAAUUAUCUUUAUUACGUUGCAUGUGGUAAGAUAAGAACAUGAUUUCUUUUUUUUUUUAUUAUUUAUUUUUCCCUUUUGUUGCCCUGUUUUUUAUUGUUGUUGUAGUUAUUGUUUUUAUUGAUGUCGUUGUUGUUAGAUAGGACAGAGAGAAAUGGAGAGAGGAGGGGCAGACAGAAGAGGAAAGAUAAAUACCUGCAGACCUGCUUCACCACCUGUGAAGUGACUCCCCUGCAGGUGGGGAGCUGGGGGCUCGAACUGGGAUCCUUAACCUGUCCCUGCACUUUGCGCCACAUGCGCUUAAUUUGCUGCGCCUACCGCCUGACUCCCAAGAACAUGAUUUUUAACAGGGGUGGAUAGCAUAAUGGUUAUGCAACGAGACUUAUAAGUGAGGUUCCAAAGUCCCAAAUUCAUUCCCCUACACUACUAUAAACCAGAGUUAAACUGUGCUCUGAUAAAACAAACAAAAAACCCACCAUGGCUUCUAUUUAUUCAUACUAUUCAAUGCUGUUUACAUUUGAAUGGAUACUACCUUUUUUAUCUUGUUGUGCAUGUAUAUAUGUAUGUCUGAUGCAACUGUUCAUUUUUGCUAAAUACAAUGUUGUAGGAAUAUGCUAAUUCUUGUGUAAAUGUAUAUACAUACAUAUCUCUCACCCACAAUUUCAUAUAUCCUUGUAAUUUAUUCUGUAAAUUAACAAAUUUUCAAAGUCGUAAAGAAUUUCUUUUUGGACUGAAGUUGUUAAAUACAUUGUAUAUUUUUAACAUUCUGAAAGACUUGUACUUUUUUAAAGACAAAAUUAAAUUAAUUCUCCAAUAA